Messenger RNA from Alnus glutinosa, 2430 nucleotides. Its product is annotated as putative pentatricopeptide repeat-containing protein At1g12700, mitochondrial. NCBI's taxonomy places the organism in Eukaryota, Viridiplantae, Streptophyta, Magnoliopsida, Fagales, Betulaceae. The transcript is spliced from 2 exons. The record is from RefSeq and is a predicted model, not a curated record. The coding region runs from base 1096 to 2340 and encodes 414 amino acids. Gene Ontology annotation, molecular function: protein binding.
GCUUACGAAGAAGAAGACUCACGAAGAAUGAAUUAUUUAACCACGAAAUAUGGCCGCUGGGACUUACGAAGAACAAGGCUCACCCAAAAGGAAAACUCUGGAAGAGGCGUAUUGUGGAGAAUCUUCUUUGUCCGUUGUGUGGCACAGAAUUUGAAUCCAGCACCCAUACAGUUUGGCUUUGUGAUGCUGCCAAAGCAGUUUGGUCUGAAUGCCCGCCCCGUAUCCAAAAAUUUGUAUCUGGGGAUAUUGACUUCCUGACUCUCUUUGGUAAUUUGUGUGCUAGGCUGUCGUUGGAUGAUCUAGAAUUUUUUCCUAUGGUGGCCCAGCGGAUCUGGUUUAGGCGCAACAGGUUUGUUUUUGAAGGAGUUUUUACCUCCCCCAGUUGUUUGAUAAAAGGGGCUAAAGAGACUCUUGCUGAAUUCAGGGAAGCUCAUGAUUCAAUGUUUCUAAACAUACAACAAAGACCUUUCCCCCUGUCUAUCCAGUGGACCAAACCCCCUCAAGGUUUCUCUAAGCUGAACUGGGACGCUACUCUGGACAAAAAACAGAGAUUGAUGGAGUGGGGGUAGUUGCCCGAGACUCUGAAGGCAAGGUGAUUGCGGCUAAGUGCUCCUCCCAACGCUAUAUCUUAGACCCCUCAAUGGCAGAGGCUUUUGGUGCUAGACUAUGUGCUGAAUUUGGUUUGUUUCUGGGGCUUCGGUCUGUGAUUUUAGAGGGAGACGCUUUGGAGGUCGUGGAAGUGCUAAAUGGGGUGGAUGAGGAUGCAAGCAAAUUUGGUAACUUGAUAGGAGAAACUCGUAUUUUAUUGAGGAGCUUCGAUUGCUGACAAUCAAACAUGUAAGACGUGAAGGGAACAAGGUAGCUCACACUUUAGCUAAUUAUGCGGUCUCCCAUCCGCAGAACCAAGUUUGGCUUCAUUCUUACCCAUCUUGCAGACUCUGAGUCAAAUUUGUACUCAUCUUAUUUUUAAUACAAGCCCUUUCAAAAAAAAAAAAGAAAAAAAAAAGAAAAGAAAAGAUAGAGGAGGAGGAGACUGUUGCAGACUGGAGCGGAGCAAGUACUCUGGAACAGAAGAAAGGGCAAAAAGGUCAUUUCAUGCUGGAAAACAAAAAUCUCAAUCAUGAGAUCGAGGUGAAUCUUCUCUUCCUAAGAGACAUUCUGACAACUCGGUAUCGUGACAACAGAAACGACGUCGUACUCUGGUGUAUAAUUAAGAACCCAGACCUCUCCCCAUCUUCAGAACGCUCCGGUAGAUCGCGAACGUUCCUCUUAUUUCUACUUCAGAUCUGCAUCUGCUUCUUCCGUCCGUUUUUCUUUAACUACAUCCGGAAAUGGGGCCUAUGCAAUUUCAGCCAGUGGAAUGAGGCAACUAAACUAUGGAAUGAGAUGGUGGAAAGGAAAAUCAUGCCAGAUAUGUAUACAUUUAACAUAUGGGUGGACACACUUGGCAAAGAGGGGAUGUUGAAAGAGGCCAAAGAGGUUUUUGAUGUGAUGAUUCAGAGGGGCUUAAAGCCUGAUAUAGUCACUUACAAUUCUUUGAUUGACGGUUACUGCUUGCAAAAUAGAAUGGAUGAGGCUGUCAAAACAUUUAAUAUGAUGGUUGGCAAGGGUUGUUUGCCUUGUGUUGUUAGCUAUAGCAUAUUGAUCCAUGGCUAUUGUAAAAAUAAAAGAAUUGAUGAGGCGAUGAGUUUCUUCCAUGAAAUGUCCACAAAGGGAAUUUUUCCCGAUGUUGCCACUUACAGUACUCUUAUCGGAGGGUUUUGCCGAGUUGGGAGACCUAAAGCUGCGUUAGAGCUACUCCAGGAGAUGCAAGUUUAUGGCCAACAUCCAGAUCUCCAAACUUAUGCUAUUUUGUUAGAUGGCCUGUGUAAGAAUUUACACUUUUAUGAGGCAAUGGCAUUGUUUCAAGAGAUGGAGGACAAAAAGUUAGACCUUGGUAUUGUGAUUUACAGCAUCUUGAUUGAUGGUAUGUGUAAUGACGGGAACCUUACAACUGCAAAAGAACUCUUUAAUGCUCUUCGUACCAAAGGUUUGCAACCUAAUGUUCGGACUUACACGAUAAUGAUCAAAGGGCUUUGCAAAAAAGGACUACUAAAUGAAGCGAGGGAGUUACUUGAGAAAAUGGAUGAGAACAAUUGUUCACCUGACCAAGUCACGUAUAACACAAUCAUCCAAGGCUUCUUGCGAUAUAAUGAGAUAUCAUGGGCAUUGAAAUAUCUCCAGAUAAUGGUUGGCAAGGGUUUCUCAGCAAAUGCAACCAUUGCCACCAUUUUGAUCAACUUGUUGUCUACUAAUCAAGCAGAUAAAACAUUACAAGAUUUUUUUCAAAAGUCUGUGUGAAAGGUUUCUAAUUCUCCAACAUGCAGGACGAAUUUUAUUUUCUUACUUUUACUGGGCAAUCCGUAAGGAAUAAUAACAUAUUUGUUGCAA